UUUAGCUAUUUCUUUGAUUUCUUGUUUGAAUUGUUUAUUUUUUUGUGUGAUUUAAUUACAUUUACGACGAUAUACAUAUUUAUAUUCUUAAACAUGGUCGGGCACUGGUUGCUGAUGCAUGUGUUGCGUGCGAGGAUGCACAACAGAAAAAGGCUUCAAAUUAAACAAGAUCCUCAAAACUAUGAAAACACAAAACCGUCUGUUUUUGUAAGUAAUUUUCCUGUAAAAGUGGAAAUAUUUGAGUCGGAGAAUGUUCAAACAUGUCGGGUUUGCCUUCAAUCUGGUGAAAUACCUAUUUAUAGUGGAAAGAACGAGGAGUUAUCUGGGGCCUUGGCUACAUUUGGCGGUAUAGUAGUUGAAUCUGAUGAUAAGUACCCUAAGUUCCUUUGUACAUCUUGCCACGAAUUGCUACAAGGAGCAAUAUUGCUCCGGAAAACAGCACAACAAAGUGAUAAACUUUUAAGGCAGUCUGAAACUGAAAAUUUAUCAGAAAGUGCGGAAGCAGAGCAAAGCGACAAUAAUUCUGUCCCUGAUGAGAAAGAUGUCGAUGAUACCUGGCCUUACUACUGCAAAACUUGUGACAUAGGUUUUAACACUUUUGAUGAAUACAAUGAGCAUAGCAUAAGUGAUGAACAUGAAAAUAAGGAAUGUCCAUAUUGCAAGAAGAUGUACUCAACAAGAUAUUUGAAAACGCAUUUAGCUGAACACAGAAUGGAGUAUAAUUUCAUCUGUGAUGUCUGCGGAAAGGAGUUUGUAAGAAGAGCAAACUUUGCUCAACACCGGGCAAUACAUUUCCACGAUCUACCCUUUCAAUGCUCCCAUUGUCCGUACAAGGGGAGGUUCAAGGAGGCUCUAAAAAUGCAUAUGCGUUCACAUACUGGCGAAAAGCCGUACCCGUGUCCUCAGUGUCCAGCAAGAUUUGUUAGUAAGAGUAAUCUAAAUAGACACAUGCAUACACAUCAAACCGAGCCUGAACAUAAAUGUGAAACAUGCGGAAGAGGCUUCCACACUAAGCGAGAAGUGGAGGUGCAUUUUAAAGUAGAACAUAACGGUAUCAAAGACCAUGUGUGCAAUAUGUGCGGUAAAGCGUUCGGUUAUAGGAGCCAAAUGAUGAAACACCAACGUAAAGUGCAUAAACGGCAGAAGAUGAAAAGUGGAAGGACUCCAGUGUACUUGCAGGUUCAAUCAAAGGAACAAGAAUAUGCUUAGGAGUGUGAUACAGGUGCAUUGAUUUUGUAACAAUUUUAAAAUUUAAUAUGAUUAUAAAUUUUUUGCAACA
Molecule: messenger RNA, 1279 nt
Organism: Aricia agestis (brown argus)
Lineage: Eukaryota; Metazoa; Arthropoda; Insecta; Lepidoptera; Lycaenidae
Product: zinc finger protein 41-like
Exons: 1
Coding region: 94-1209 (371 amino acids)
Biological process (GO): regulation of transcription by RNA polymerase II
Cellular component (GO): nucleus
Molecular function (GO): RNA polymerase II transcription regulatory region sequence-specific DNA binding; zinc ion binding; DNA-binding transcription factor activity, RNA polymerase II-specific
Source: RefSeq, a predicted model, not a curated record